Molecule: messenger RNA, 2218 nt
Organism: Pelagomonas calceolata
Lineage: Eukaryota; Pelagophyceae; Pelagomonadales; Pelagomonadaceae
Source: the annotation of a GenBank genome assembly
UAAAUGCACGGGUUUAGCAGCUGUCGUUUUUGGUGGCGUCUGGGCUGUUGCGGGCCUGUGCGACCAAGCUGAGCGAUUGUAAUAGCCUUCAUUGACUGCUCAGCCGGCUGAGUGGCGGAAACGGCACACCUCGGCGCACACAAUACGAAUAGUUGGGCAAACGUCUAUCAGGUUAAAACAGCGCUGGGCCGUACGCAAAGCAAAAGCUCAGUACCGCUGGCCGCACGCAAAGCUAGAAUACAGCACAGCUCGCCGUCCGCAAAGUUAGCAUGGAGCCGAGGCCUCCCGCCGCCUCGCCGCCGCCGCUGCCGGCCGAGCUCCCCUCGGAGCUCGAGGAUAUCACAAAGGAGCUCGCUGCAUUACGAGGCGGCGUCGACGCGGCCAUCUGGGAACAACCGGAAGAGGCCCCGCCGCCGCCGCCGCCGCCGCCGCCGAAGCGUAUCGAAAGCAACCUCGCGUCGACGGAACAUUUAGUAAACGUGCUCGCCGGUCUGUCUGACGCGCGCGACUCCUUCGCGGCCGCUUGGGAUGCUGAAGAUGAAGAGCCGGAAGCGCCGCCGCCGCCGCCGCCGCGCGCGACGAAGCCGCCGCGCCCUGCACCACAACCGCGCCGCGUGCCGACCAAUAAAGCCGCCGAGCAAAGGAAAGCCGCCGCCGCGGCUUCUAGAGCAAGACGAGAACAGGCCGCGCGCGAGGUCGAGGAGCGGCGCUUGCGAGACGAGGCCAAUCGUAGGAUCUCAUCGCCCGCGACGCAACGUCGAAGGGCAGCCGAGCUCGCCUCGACGCGUCGAAGGGAGGCGUCGACGGAACGGCGACGAGCCUUGCAAGAGGCCCAGCUCCGAGCGGAAUGCAGUUUCAAGCCGCGGACGAAUCUGGGACCGGCCCGGGUGACGGCCGCCGACGGCCGAAGAGCGUCGAAACGCCUCCACCAGGAGGCCCAAUUGAGACGGGAAACUCAAAUGCGGAAGCGGAAAGAGGCCCAGCAGCUGAGCGAGGAGCACACGUUCCAGCCCCAGCUCAUUGCUUCGAAGACCGAUACGCUCGUCGAGGACCCGUCCUUACGACGACCUCUACAUGAGCGCGUCGCGGCCGUCGAACGCGCGCGGCAGCUCCGGAGGGAUGCUCUUGAAAAAAGAGUAAGGGCGGAGAAGCGGAGCACGUUUCAACCUGAUGUCAAUGACGAUCAACGUUCGACAAGGAUGGCGCGGAAAGCCGCUCAAAAAAUGCUCGCCGAGGCGGCCGACGCCGGUGCCCAACUCUUGGAGGACGAUUCGGUGCCACCGGACGUGGCCGCGAGGCUGGCGGCCGACGCGUGGCGGCGGUCGAUGAAGCGCGCCGAGGACAUUAAAAAGGCCGAUGAAAAGCGCAUUGAAACUCAGAAGCGGUUACUGUCCGAGUCGAAGCUGUCCGAAGGUUCACAAAGAAUUGCCAAGAAAUUCUCGUCCUUCGAGGAGCGCGAACAGAUGAGGAAGAAGGCGGCCGAACAACGCAAGCAGGCCCUCGAGGCUCAAAGAGCGAGACAGCGGCGCGAGCAGUUUAAAUUCACGGCUAAUGAGAGAUCGCAAAAGCUCGACAAGGAAAACGAAGGAACGCGCGCCGCGAAGCUUUAUAGGGAUGCGGCCGAGGCUGAACGGAGGAAGGAGGAGGCGCGUAAACAAAGGGACGCGCAACUCACCUUCGCGCCCUCGCUGUCGGAGGGCACGCGGCGGAUGGCGCACGUCGCGCCCUCGAAUCUCGCGGACGCGUCGUUUGCUGGAAGGAAGGAGGCCGCGGCCAAGGCCUCUCUGAAGUUUCAAAAGCAGUGCACCUUCAAGCCGGCGAUCAACACUUAUAAGCCGCCCCGCGUGCAGAAGACGGACGCGGAACGAAAACGGGAGCGGGAGGCCCGCAUCGCGGAGGAGCGGCAGCGACGGGAGCUCGAAGAGCUAAAUGAGUGUAGCUUCCAACCUAGGACGAACCACGAUGUUCCUCGCGAGGCGCGGCCCAUGGCGAGGACCGGCCGUAGUACCGCCGUCAAGCCUGUCGUCGUGCGGGGUUUGGCGCGGCAUUUGGAAUUGAAACGGCACGCGAACAAGUUGGCCGAGGAGCACCGGACGCGCGUCCACAACGCGUUCCACGUUGCCAAAGCCGACGAGUGGCGCGACGGCCGGCGCCUGACGCAGUGCGCGCCGUUCGAGCUGUCGACUUCGGAGCGCGGUUAAGAUUUUACACUAGACAC